Messenger RNA from Lemur catta (Ring-tailed lemur), 1523 nucleotides. RefSeq names its product lipase family member M (gene LIPM). The transcript has 9 exons. NCBI's taxonomy places the organism in Eukaryota, Metazoa, Chordata, Mammalia, Primates, Lemuridae. Gene Ontology annotation, molecular function: hydrolase activity, acting on ester bonds. The coding region runs from base 176 to 1444 and encodes 422 amino acids. The record is from RefSeq and is a predicted model, not a curated record.
CUCCUUUGUGUUCUCCCAUUCCUAGCAACUAAGCUUGUUUAAUUUGCUUCCAGAAUUUAGAGAAGGAAUUGAGGCUGGCAAAUAUGUGAAAGAGUUUUUAAACCUACAGAUUCUUCUGCUGACUUCAGACUUUGUUACUAUAUUUCCAGGAGAACAUAAGUGCAGAUGUUGGACCAUGUCAGAAAUCUUGUCGAGAGAGUGGAUUGUUGCACACAGAAUGGAGAUGUGGCUUCUGGUUCUGGUGGCGUAUUUGUUCCAAAGCAAUGUGAAUUCAGGACGUUUGCCAACUAAAGCUGUGGACCCAGAAGCAUUCAUGAAUGUUAGUGAAAUCAUCCGACAUCAAGGCUAUCCCUGUGAGGAGUACGAAGUCACAACUGAAGAUGGGUAUAUCCUUUCUGUUAACAGAAUUCCUCGAGGCCUAGCGCAACCUAAGACAGGUCCCAGGCCUGUGGUGUUACUACAGCAUGGCCUAGUGGGAGAUGCCAGCAACUGGAUUUCCAACCUGCCCAACAAUAGCCUGGGCUUCAUUCUGGCAGAUGCUGGUUUUGACGUGUGGAUGGGUAACAGCAGGGGAAACACCUGGUCUCGGAAACACAAGACCCUCUCCGUAGACCAAGAUGAGUUCUGGGCUUUCAGUUAUGAUGAGAUGGCUAGGUUUGACCUUCCUGCAGUGAUAAACUUUAUUUUGCAGAAAACGGGCCAGGAAAAGAUCUAUUAUAUCGGCUAUUCACAGGGCACCACCAUGGGCUUUAUUGCAUUUUCUACCAUGCCAGAGCUGGCUCAGAAAAUCAAAAUGUAUUUUGCUUUAGCGCCCAUAGCCACUGUUAAAUAUGCAAAAAGCCCUGGGGCCAAAUUUUUGUUGCUGCCAGACAUGAUGAUCAAGGGAUUAUUUGGCAAACAAGAAUUUCUGUACCAGACCAGAUUUCUCAGACAGUUUGCCAUCUACCUUUGUGGCCAGGUGAUCCUCGAUCAGAUUUGUAGUAAUAUCAUGUUACUUCUGGGCGGAUUUAACACCAACAAUAUGAACAUGAGCCGAGCAAAUGUAUAUGUUGCCCAUAAUCCUGCCGGAACAUCUGUGCAAAAUAUUCUACACUGGAGCCAGGCAGUCAAUUCUGGGGAACUCCGGGCAUUUGACUGGGGGAGUGAGACCAAAAAUCUAGAGAAAUGCAAUCAGCCAACUCCUGUAAGGUACAAAGUUAGAGAUAUGACGGUCCCUACAGCCAUGUGGACAGGAGGGCAAGACUGGCUUUCGAGUCCAGAAGAUGCGAAAACACUGCUCUCUGAAGUGACCAACCUCAUCUACUAUAAGAACAUUCCUGAAUGGGCUCAUGUGGAUUUCAUCUGGGGUUUGGACGCUCCUCACCGUAUGUACAAUGAAAUCAUACAUCUGAUGAAGCAGGAGGAGACCAACCUUUCCCAGGGAGUGUGCAAGGUCAUAUUGUGAAGCAUUUGAUACCAAUAGGUCUUAGGAACACUCUCAUGGAAGACGGGGCUAGGGCCUGUGAAGGCUUUUAAGGAUUUCC